Dermacentor silvarum is the source of this 2725-nucleotide messenger RNA. Its product is annotated as UPF0669 protein C6orf120 homolog. Bases 512 to 1120 code for a protein of 202 amino acids. The transcript is spliced from 3 exons. The record is from RefSeq and is a predicted model, not a curated record. Lineage: Eukaryota; Metazoa; Arthropoda; Arachnida; Ixodida; Ixodidae.
GCGCUGCAUGUUGUCAGCUACGAUUUGGAUUGACUUGUCUCCGUGUAUGUGGUCAAGCCAGUCAAGUUUCUUGGCGGAAACUUCUUUGCGUUUCUUUGGUCCGCUUUGGUCCAUGCUUACCGCUCCGCUUUUAUUCGCAUUUUAUUUUGGUGAACUAUUUGAUUGUAUAACGUUUUAACGUAGUUGUGAAAGAGGACAACUUUUUAAGGUUACCAAUGUGCCCGGCGAACUCGUUUAGCCCCGGCUGAACGCAAACUAGCAUGCGUGCGUGUUGUUCAUCACACGUCUUCCGUAUGAUUGUUGCGUCGUUUUGAUGGCGCUAGUACGCUGCUAUUCAUAUCGUUUAUGUUAAUCCUGUGCGCUGCUGUACCUGCGUCAUCCGUGCCUGCUAGACAAUCGUACCGAUUUCUGCGAUCAUGAACUUUGCCAGCUCACCGGUUUCUUGAAAGCAAAACCAAGCCCGAGACUGUGACAUGACUUUCGUGUUCCUACCUUCGUUACCUCCUCGAUAAUGUGGUUCAAGUGUUUAUAUUACGGGCACAAACAAGAAAGUGGUGCUGUUGUACAGCUUCCGGCUUUUCUCACAUUGCUGGUGCUGUGGGCUCAUUCAUCAUCAUGCGAGCCAACUGUCUUCCGUGAAAAGGUGACCGGUGCCGUUGGCGCCGGCAAUUACAGCUAUUACACCCUUUCGAAGCCUGGUGCAGUCACCAUAUUGGUUCACCCAUUGGCUGGAGAUCCUGACCUGUAUGUGGCAGAGCGAAAUGCACAGCCGACCUUUGACCUGGACAGUCAUUGCGCCCAGUCGACAACAUGUGGCCACGAGCGCAUAGACCUGCCACGUAGCUUUGGACGACCUGUGGGCAUUGGCAUCUACGGCCAUCCAUCGCACGACCUGAGCCUCUAUGAGCUUGAAGUUCGAGUGGACGACUCGACAGAGAACCUGCUCUUCCACGACUACGGUUAUGCCGCAUCACAGCAGCCUGGCAGCCGUCAUCAGGACAGCCCCACAGUACCAGGCGACGAGGUCACUGAUGACAUGGGCCCAUCAGAAGAGAUAUCCCUUUUGUGGACUUUUCUGCUUGGUGUGCUGAAGUUGCUUCUAGAGAUUCUGCAGGGCUGAAGGCUUCAUCGGCUGCUGCUGCACCAUAUCACUUUGCUGUGCAUAGCGAGGGAAGUGCAACUUUGUGCAUAAUAUUUUGCACCUAAUUCUUUCUGCUACAUGACACUCCAGUGCCAAUUUGACCAGCUGUGUAGUGUUGAGCAGUGUUGAAAAGUUGCACGUAUUUGGCAAGUAAGAGCUUUACAACAAUGUCAAAUUUUGAUACGAUGAGGCUCGUGUUCUGAUUAAAGGACGACCGAAGAGGGUUCGAGAGUUUCAAGAAGUGCCGUUUUUGACCAGCAUGUAAUCAAAAGCUGGUCAAAGUUGCAAUAUUGCCUGCGUCACCCAGAGGCUUCAUAGCUUCAGCCAUUGCUGUGCCAUUCACCUGACUCCACACUAGUAAUUUUUCUGUUGUUUGGUUUGCCCUUUGAAGCUGUCACAUAGUUGAUGUAGUGCCUCUUUAUAGUGAUCCAACUACUGCUACUAUUGCUUGAUUUAUCUCAUGCACUAUAAGAAGGUCAGCUACAGUUAGUAGUUAGCUAGCUAUGGCAGUUUCGUUCAUACAAUGUGUUAAAGAAGAAAGAAAAGUGGUUUACAUGCUUUCUUGAAGCAUCUAGGUGCGACAUAGCCACGAAUCAUGGUGUGCCUCGCCUAAGCAUGAAUAUGAAGCCGCACAUGCCUGACACACACUUUUGUGCGCAAAAGUUCCGCUGGUUGAUGGGAUGCUCCUUUAGUAUGCAUUGUGCCAAAUACUAAUUAAGUAUGGCAUCAUAGCUGCUUCUCUGCUUUGCUUUAGAGACAAUGGCCAGCCAUAGCAUUCUGCUUGGAGUUUGCAUGUAAAAUAUGACAUGGGUGGACAAACAUUUUGGUGCAGUGCGUGAACAUGGUCCUUGAUACUCCAUUUAAUGAUGUUUGACUAGUUUUACAUUGUGAUAAGCUCCACGACUGCGACACUGCUCAAUUAGCAUAUUGCAGAACAGUUUAAACAACACAGUCUUUCAGUAUAGAACCAAGUCCAGCCCUGGUGUGUAGCAACUGUAGAUAUGCAGCCUAGAAGCCUAAUUUGAUCACAUGCUCAGCGGCUUGCCAUCAGUAGGCCACACACACCAAACUGUUAUUGGGCCACGCUGAACCCUGCCACCUAACAAACUGCUGAAGAUUGGCUAAGAAGUCAUUUGGCAAUGUUUAUAGUGGCUCGAAUAGUAUAUACUGUAGUUGUCAUGAACGAAAGAAUCGGUUGUGAGUUGCCAGAAGAGGCUGCAUGGAGAUUUCUUAAGCAUUUUACAAUGUGGUGCAUCAUGGAGUGUGGCUGGUAAGCGUCAUCAGACUUUGUAUGGUGAUACUGCCGUGGUAUGUUUGUACGCACUAUACCUUGCACAGGAUUAUUGCCUAUAGUAGCUCUGUGGUACUACUGUUUGCAUAAUGAUUUAUAGCAGGCAUUUUACCAGCAGUGAGUACGAGUUUGCUGUGCAUUGCAGCAUGCUUGAGUCAGAGUUGAUCGUCAUGCUUUUGUGUGAAAGUUCUGUGGGAAGUUCUUUUCUCCCAUUCAUUGGUCUGCACUUUCCUUGCCCUGUCACGCAGCUUUAUAUUUCCUUGUACAGUUGUCACUAAAUAAAAUGAAGAAGA